UUCGUUGGUUACGGUUAAUAUGCAGGCCCCCUGUUUUAUGUGCGAGUGGUUCCACUUCACCAAUGAUAAAUACAAAGUGAUUCACAAUUCUGGCCUAUGGUAAAGUUGUGCCGUGAUCAUAUUUGCAGGUAUAUAGCGAGUAGUAGAAGAGUUUUAGGUGGUGGAUUUUGCAGGGAAAGUAGACCUUGUUCAGCAGAGGAGUAAAUCAUACAUACACAGUCGAGAGUCGGAGAGAGAAGGAGAGAACUGGUUGUACAUUGCACUGAAAUCCGGGUAACUUGUACCCAACGAACUGUACAUUAAAAGCUAAAAGUAUCGUUAAACUUCACAAUUUUGCGAAUCGAUAAGACAAUCGAGAGCGACUUUUUUUAUUGGGCAUUGUACCAGCAUGAUGACCAGUGACGUUAUACUCCGUGGGUUUCAAAUGGGGUUAAAAAUCGUCGUAAAACGUAAAUAGUAAAACGAAACGGUUACACAGUGGGUAGUUAAAUAUGCCGUAAAUUGUGCCAAACUACUACUUUACUACGUUACACGCUUAGUUGUAAUACAAAGGAAUUAUAUUACGAUUCAGUUAUUAAAGAGAAAGAAAUACCCAAUGUGGAAAUUUGCGAUACCAAAAAUCUGGAGAAUUCGUAAAAAAGCUGUGAGAAGUGUAUAGAGAUUUGUUUCCGUUGUAAGGAAGAAAUGUAAGGUUGGAGGACACGACUUCAAAAAAAUUGUAAAAGUUUAUUCAAUUUUGUAAUUUUGUCCAAAUAUUUGGCAAUAUCGAAAUAUGUGUCGUUAUUCUCAUCUCUGUAAUUCGCCAGUCUUAUUUCAAAGCCUUGUGAAAAUUAGGAGAAUAAAUAGGUUUCCCUAAAUUCGUCGUCGUACAUAGUCCGAGAGUAACAGUUAACGUGUGUCCAUAAUAACAGUAGCUUUACCCAAGAAAGAAUUGGUGUUAUUUGCGCUCAUGCAUGAUACUCCAGCUACCUAAUUACUUAAGUUUUUGUCGUACAAUUACUGAUGACCUGACACCAAAAGAUAAUUAACUGAUUCAAAAUGUGUGCUCAAAGUGGUGCUAUGUGUCUCCUCAACCAAAUUGUUUAACUAUUUCACAUAAUAUUACAUAGCAAGCUCUUUAAUAUUUUACCUUAUAAUUCUGGACAAGCUAAGAAAGUGUUGGACAAAAAUGAAUUCAUCAUUAAAUAUGUAAAUACUAGCGAUAACUUUUGUCAACCGUGCAGUUAACUUUUCUUCGACAUUAUUUAAUCAAUCGUUGAAGGCGUUUCUUUCAUAAAAAGGGACACCUAAUUAAUUCCAGUCUAAUGAAGAAUAUUAUGUCCGGAUCGAUAAUCAAGUUAAACGUCAGUGUACAUCGCCAAUUUAAAAGUGCAUUUCACCGAAGAAGUUAUCAUCCCCGUGUCCGAAGGCGGAAACAGGAUCAUGGAUAACCAAGAAUAAUUAUAAUUUGUAUACUUAAAAAAACAGUAACAAUGAACCAUAAACAAAUCCCAGUGAUAGUUACUAGUUGUUUCUCAAUUAAAAAACUACCCGACGACCCACCCCAACAAUUCCAGACGCACACAAAAGCAUAAAACUUGGCAUCACGAUCACCACUCUGGUCAACUGUCAACUCUUGAACAUUAUGGAAUAUUCCAUUUCUAAUACAUAAACUAAAAGCAGGCUAUUUAUAGAUUGUAAUAGAUAAGUAAAUGACAAGGUCCCUUAGAAUUAGCGAAAAUAGUGCUGCUAAACUUUUAACAAGACGUUGCUGAGUGAGAGAAAAUGUGCAAAAUGCUCGAGUUGACAGUGACCUGUUAUGCGUGUGGGAUGCCAUCCUCGUCCCUCUGGGCACGAAGGGUGCGACGUCGUCGAGGUCAUGAGAACGGAUCAUCGUCAUCGUCAUCAUCAUCGUCAUCAUCACCAGCUCCAUUUUACCCCCAACUGGAAGCCAAGGAUUGUCCCCCAGGAGCAGUGGUCAACGACGAUGGCACGGUCCACCUCUGCGCCUUCUGUUUCGCCUUGCUGGAUUUCCAGCAGCAAUCUUCCAUGUCGUCCGAUGGUGGGGACAAGGCUUCUGGCAGCACGGACAAAAAAGAUGCGGAGAAGAAAGUCAAUCCGAUUCUGUGGAAAUUUGUUUGUGGAGUUUGCGGCGUGGAAACUUACAGGAAACGUGUCCGGGCUUUGCCAAUUCAGAAGUUCCAAUUUUUAACGAAAACGAGGAAACCUGGAAGCAUCAGCAUAACGCUUGGCGAGUCGGAAUGUGCCGUGGUGUGCCUGGACUGCUCGGAGACGCUGUGGGUACAGAGUGACGAGUACGACCGGUGGGGGUUACCCGAACACAAGCGUCACUUUAAUUGGAUGGCAAGACCACCUCCACCCGAAGAUAGUGAAGAGGCCAAUCUGGCAAGACUGCCUUCGGGAAAAUCGCAGCUACCACGCACUCCACCAACGGAACCAAUUUUGCCAAUGAGCCCUGUAAAGGAGGCAGAAACCUUGCAAAAUUAUCGCCACAGGCCAAAGAAGGGUCAUAAAAUUCAUCGUCCUCACCGGUCUGGUUCGGUGAGUAGCAGCAGCAACUCGUCCAGCUCCAAUAUGCAAAUGGAUAUUGAUAGCUUCCAACCACAAGUUAAGCGAAAAAAGAUGUUGGAUGGUGAAAAUGGAUCUCCGUCAAACAGAAUGAUGGAUCAAACCCUACCCCACUUGGAGUCCCUUGAUCUCAGCACUACUACCAGAUACAGUCCUCCAAUUGGGCGAAGUUCGUCCAAGUCGCCGUCGUCACAGACACUGCUGCAUUCAAUGACGUUACCAUUCCCCCUCCAGUACCCAACUAGCAAUAUCCCCCACGCGAGGAUGGCAUAUCCAAAUGUGUAUCCCGCUGCAACCACGUCGCACGACAAUACUCCUCGGAACCACAGUCCCACACAAUGUCAUCAAACUAACGCAAGCAUCAGGGGUCAAUUACCUGGUGGUGGUAGUGUCGGAAAUGUGCGACUACGAAGUGACCCCAUCCCAAUUCGACAACAACAUAGCAGCAGUUCACACAAUCAACCCGUGUAUGUCUUGUCGUCCAGCAUAUUGCGUAAUGCGGCUGGGUUCACAAGAAGACACGGACAUGACCUUAUUGGGAUGAGUGACAAUGGGAUGAUGCAAGCGAGGUAUCACACAAACGUUGGCAGACCUACGUUUCAAGAAGAGAUUCUUCAUCGACCUCAUUUUGUGUACACUGCCCGACCGCCGCCUACUUUGAUGAGAGACUCGGACCCAUUCCAUUACAGAUUUCUCUCCAGAAUUCCAAAUUCUGUGAACCAAAAUUCGCAAAGGAUUCGAGUUCAGAGCCAAAGCCUGAGACAAAGCCAAGAUUAUCCAAUUCUUCAAAGAAAGACUCCAUCACAAGCUUCUCCCACGUUCAGGGAAGAUUACGGUCCCCCAACUUCACGACGCUUCAGUAUUCCAAGUCUUGCCCCGCCUGUCGUAAAAGGUGAUGGGAUGUCGCCAUCAAUAGCUCUUCUUCCCAAAAAACGAAGAAGUUGGGACAAUCUCAAUAAAUCUGUACCAAGUGGUCUGGUAACAUUUGUCCCAUCCGAUAGGCCGACAAGCUCAGCCGACAAAUCACAUUUGCAAAACACUACUAUGAAAAAUACAGAUGCUGUUAUCCAAGGAACGAAUGUCCACAAUUUCAAUGAUAUUCCCAAUUAUAAAAUUUGACAUAAUUCAAAACGUCAUAAAAAUUCUUAAAAUUAUUGUUUGUGGCUGAUGUGAGUCUGGACUAGUUAAUUUUUAUUAUUUGCUUGAAAAUUUCCUUGAAAAACAUUUAAAUGUAAAAUUAAAAUCCUUACGUUUAAAAUUUCGUUACUUUUUUUAUAAUCUCAAUUUUUACGUAAACGACAAUCUCUUCAUGCUGGUAUCCAUAAGUAAAUAUAAAAAUAUUAUCGAUUAUGCGUAAGUAUGUAACUCUUAUUGUGGUGCUAAACAUGCGGGUCAAAGUAUUUUUAUAGAGACAAUGUAUAAGGCCAUUUAGUUAUUUGUCGCAUAUGUACAACUGUGUUUAAACCAGGCAACAUAUACCUAAGUACAUACAUGCAUAUAUAAGUAUACGUGUUGUUAAAUUCUUAUUGGAUCAGUAUUAAAUAUCCAGCAUCCAGGGGAGAGGUCUUACAUAAGCAAAUAAUUAUAUAGCGGUAUACAUAUUAUUAAGUAUGGUAAGGAAUUGUACUGUUUGUAGUCGAUGGGUCAGUAGUUUUCUGAAAUCUAUUUGAAAAUACUAUAUUACAUCUACAAAUGAAGGUUAACUAUUUGCCUGCAUACUGUUUGAUGUAUGCACAAUAAUUAUCUAAGUACCUCACCCAGUCAGUCUCAAUAAUAUAAUCGAAUAUUACGACAUAGGCUCAAUACAUGUAUGUCUUGAUGAAUUUGGUUCACUGGUUAAACAAAAAAUGUAUAUUGAUGUGAUGAUAACUGAUAAUAAUGAAUUUCUUAAGAAAAAAAGGCUUGAAAGUUGUGCGUCCGGGAGGAAGGAGGACACAGUAUUAAAGAAGCAAUUGUGCGACAUUGUGCUAUUACUGUACAUGUAUAAUUGGGGGUUGUUUGUUUAUUUCAUAAUGCGGGUAGAUUUCAGUACUAUGUGUUUAAUUUAAACGUUUCACUCUCAGAAGACAUAAAUGGCUAUAUGAUUCAAAUUAGCGAUAUUUGAUAUAAAAAUCCCCAAGUUGCCGCAAUAAAAUUGUUUUCAUAAAUCUAA
Molecule: messenger RNA, 4720 nt
Organism: Folsomia candida
Lineage: Eukaryota; Metazoa; Arthropoda; Collembola; Entomobryomorpha; Isotomidae
Exons: 5
Coding region: 1765-3687 (640 amino acids)
Source: RefSeq, a predicted model, not a curated record